Molecule: messenger RNA, 2664 nt
Organism: Haliotis rufescens (red abalone)
Lineage: Eukaryota; Metazoa; Mollusca; Gastropoda; Lepetellida; Haliotidae
Exons: 3
Coding region: 399-1706 (435 amino acids)
Source: RefSeq, a predicted model, not a curated record
CCAGAGUCACAGCCGCGCGGGGCUGACAGCAUUGACUCUGUCCAGGGCUGAUCUGUAGGGUAGAUGACAAAAUGUAAACAAUCCCUCAGGUCCUAUGACCGAUCACGCGGCGUUUCCUCUGUGACAGUUCGACCAGCGCAAGAUGAACCGUGUGUGUGUUUUUCCCGAAGCCUGGGAAGGAUAUAGCGACGACAAAGGGAGGGUCUGACUGUAGUCUUCUGAUAACGAUGACGGACUUUUAACAACGCGAACGACAGGCAGGCACAUUUGGUGUUGUGACUCGGGAACAAGGUGACAAGAUUGACAAGUGGAGGAACGGUUUCGGAACAAGGGAUAAACACCAGGAAAACUUUGAAAGGAGUAUAAUCACAUUUGUAUAUCACAUUUCGGCUUGAAUCAUGACAGGCCAGGACCCCGCACACCCGAGAUACUCGCCACACCAGUUUGUCGUUCAGAGACCGAAGAAAUCAUUGGUGGAAGCAUACAUCCUUGCACUAGUGUUGGGCUUGCUGGGAGCGCAUCACUUCUACCUACGGAGGCCUGGGUUCGGUCUAGUGUACUUCUUCACGUUCGGGUUGUUGGGGGUGGGGUAUGUGGUGGAUCUGUUCCGGCUGCCGUGCCUGGUGAAGGAGGCCAACAGGAGGAGUGAAGACCCCCAUCACGUGCCUGACAAGACCCUGUGUGACGCCUAUGUUCUUUGGUUUCCUAUGGGACUUCUUGGCUUCCAUUUGUUCUACCUGGGCAAGCCGGGCCAGGGUGUUCUAUAUCUCCUCACCUUCGGUCUCUGUGGCAUUGGCUUCCUGGUAGAUCUGUUCCGCAUCCCCUCCCUCGUGAAGGCGGCCAACCAGUGUCCACGCGAGCCAGAACCCUGCAAGAGCACCUGCACAGCCUACAUCCUAGGUGCAUCCCCCUUAGGCAUCCUUGGCCUUCAUCACUUCUACCUGGACAGGCCCGUAUGGGGGAUACUGUACACCUUCACCUUCGGCCUGAUGGGAGUGGGUUGGAUAUAUGACUGGUUCCGCAUCCCCGUCCUCGUCAAACGCGCAAACGCUAUCCAAACAAUGGAAGAAGACAAGGAAUGGAAACACCUGGAUGAUGUCUAUAUACUGUGGUUCCCCUUCGGGUGGCUGGGUCUCCACCAUUUCUACCUGAACAGACCAGGAUGGGGCGCCUUGUACUUCUUUACGUUUGGAGUGUUAGGCGUUGGGUGGUUGGUGGACUUCUGUCGACUGCCAUGUUUGGUGAGGGAUCACAACAAGUAUUUAUCUGAACGACGUCUCAUCGCCAAAACUACCCAGCCAUGGUCUGGUGGUCACGUCUCCAUCACCUCCACAGGGCAGACUUUUGUCACAGUAUCUAACAUGGCGCCCGGAAGUGUGAUGACAAUGCCUGCUGGUGGAGCAGCCCCGCCCCCUGGUGCAGCCCAACCCCCUGGAGCAGCCGCGCCCCCUGGUGGCAUGAUGCCACCUCCCUACAGCUACCAGAACAUGACAACCUAUCCACCUCAAGGCUAUGUGGGGGUGUCUGCGGGGUAUCCCCAAGGAUCAGGCUACCCGAACCAGGGUUUCUAUCCCGAUCUGCCGGACGCUAAUGCAGGACAGACCGCUCCUCCAAUGCCGCCGUCAUAUGAGGAGUCGCUGACAACUACAGCUAAGCUCGGCCCACCACCCGAUGUCAGCAACAAUCUCCGUACAGAAAAGAAGUGAGAAGAACGUUUUCAAUCUGAGUGCCAAUACCUGGAAUACUGAACCUACCCAACAAGUUGUGAUGAUGAACGUGAGAGUUAUAUUUGAACAAAACAGUCAUGGAUCAACAGACCAAUGAAUCAUAGUCUUGGAUAACAAACAUUUUGGUGAUUUGUGUCAAGGAUGUAUAAGUUUCUGAAUUAUUAUUAUUGGAUAUUUUGGUUCAAAAUCUGAUGAAUCAUCAUACCUGUAUUUACGAUACCUGAUAUGGUGUUAAGCCAGCUGUUUAUCAAGAACUGUGCACAACUUGUAUGUUUCAAUCUGAGUGGCAGUGUUGCAGACUAUUGGAGCAAAACAGUCGUGAAUGAACGGACCAAUGAAUCAUUGUCUUGGAUAACACACAUUUUGGUAAUUUGUAUCAACGAUGUAUAAGGUGCUGUGAAUUAAUAUUAUUGGUGUCUUGGUUCCAAACCUGAUGUAUCAUAAGGCCUGUAUGUGCGAUACAUGAUAUGGGUGUUAAACCAGUUAUUUAUCAGAACUGUACACAACUUCUAUGUUUGCCUUGUCAGACAAGGCUUUGAGAGGCGGGUCCUUUCAUUUCCAUUGUUUUCAUCAAGCGGACGUCACCACUCAUCAACGGUGCGUCAUAUUUCGAAACGUCAUAAUGACGUCAUGCAUGACAUCUCUCUAUUCAUUGUUUUCAUUUUGUAUUGCUGAAAUGGAUGUUUUGUAAAUAAAUAAUGAACAUGUAGGUUUGUCUUAAUAUUAUCCCACAGUAUGAUCGUGCCCUGAGAGUAUGGACAACAGAGUGAAUGCUCUGUGUGGUUUUAAUGGUUCAUGUGAAUCAGAGAGGGUUAUGAUGUAUUACAGGAAGUUUUUCACAUUCUCUACGCCGAUACACUUAGUGGACGGCAUACACGUCAUAUCAUAUAGUAUUGCUGUUGCGUACACGUUUUUUGAAAAUAAAUCACAAAUGUGA